Tetranychus urticae (two-spotted spider mite) is the source of this 1311-nucleotide messenger RNA. RefSeq lists its product as uncharacterized. Lineage: Eukaryota; Metazoa; Arthropoda; Arachnida; Trombidiformes; Tetranychidae. Gene Ontology annotation, molecular function: UDP-glycosyltransferase activity. The record is from RefSeq and is marked provisional.
AUGAAGUUAAAAACUUUAUUCAUUCCGAUGGAUGCCUAUGGGCAUGUUAAUUCAUGCAUAGGACUAGCCAAACAAUUGAUAAAAUAUGAUCAUGAAAUUAUUUUUAUUGUGCCAACGAAUUGGACUAAAGCAGUUGAAGGGCAUGGUUUUACCAUCAAAACUGUAUCGUUGGAAGGUUAUGAAGCAAAUGUGGAUCCUCAAUCAGGAUUUUCUCAUUUCAUGGAGGAUAAAGAAAAGCUUUAUAACAUGGAGCCAAUCGAGCAAUUUGAGGUUCUUAAUGUCAAUAUCCAUGAUGCAUUCUUGCGCUAUUUAGAGCAAACAGAUGACCAGUAUGAACAGUUGAUUUCACAAAUCAAACCAUAUUUAAUCAUCUAUGAUUUCUGGGUAACAGUUCCAGCCAUUUUAAAAUCGGGAAUUCCAUAUAUAUUACUGUGGUCGUGCAGUCCAACACUGCCCUAUUGGAAAGUGAAUGGUCCUCCUUAUUCAUCAGGCCUAGGAAUUUCAGAUGCUCCAGAGAAACUGAAAAAAUAUCGAGAUGAUAUGAACAGUCUUUUGAAAGAUAAGAAAUCAAAAUUUUAUGAUUAUUAUCAAAGUAGAGGCAUAGAUAUCAGUAAAGUUACUUUUCUUGAUUUUACUAUGCUCAACGAAUCACCUUACCUCAGUGUCUAUUCAUACCCAGAAGACUUGGAUUACUCAGAAUAUGGUCCAGUUCCUGACAAGUGGUUCCGUUUAGAUCAUAUAGUUCGUCUUUCUGAUCCAGCGACUCCUCUUGGAAUCGAUGCAACUUUUUUUCAAACUAAGGAUAAAGUUAUUUUAUUCACCUUAGGAUCACUUGGCACAUCAAAUUAUAAUCUUAUCACACGAUUGGUUAAUUUUCUUGAAAAAUCAAAACACAAAUACAUAGUAUCUACUGGUGUUCAUCACGAUAAGAUAAAAUUACAUGCGAAUAUGUGUGGAUCACAAUAUUUGAAUCAAAUGGCCAUCAUGCCACGAGUUGAUAUGGUUAUUCAUCAUGGAGGAAAUAAUAGUCUUGUUGAAACUCUGUAUUUUGGUAAACCCUUCAUUGUUAUGCCACUGUUUGGUGAUCAACAUGAUAAUGCUCGUCGAGUGGUUGAUAAAAAAAUUGGGAAAUGGCUACAUCCAUUUCGAGUCUCUGAAGAUGAACUCCUGAAAACCAUUGAUGAAGUAUUGAGCGACGAAGAAAUGCAUGAAAGAGUCAAAUUAAUUAGCCUGAAGAUGCAAAACACAAAAAGUCAUCAAAUUUUCAAUGAAAAAAUCAUCAAAAUAGUUAAAGAGCAUACGAAACAAUGA